CCUGGCUCUUGCCGGUCGAAUUGGAGGCUUUGUAGCGUAUCAUUUUUGUUGUGGUCCCGGCGUCGACACUAUAUCAUCCGAUGAUACAACCGAGACGAUGUUUCACAAAAACUAUUAAAACUCAAAUAAAAUUCUAUAGAUACGUGUUAUAAAAUCCGUUGUAUUUUACUUAUAAUUAUGUCUAUUGGAGUUCGUGUGUUGUUUUUUGUGUGUAUAUUUGAAUGGAGUGUUAAGGCUCAGUUUGGGAGUAUAUCAGUCAGUGUUGGAAUGGGCGGAGUCAAGAGCGGUGAAGAAGAUUUAGCUAUUAAAGGAUCAUGUCCGCCGUACACGAAAUGUGUGCCCAUCAGUGCGUGCCCGCUUUUAGAAGAUAUGUUUGACUUUUCCUGUUUCUCAUCAGAUAAAUAUUUCCAUCGACUCAAUCAGCUAACCUGCGGGCAUGGAAAUGAAGAAGAUUACAUUUGCUGUCCCUCGUGCGAAUGCGGCCAGGUAUAUCAGGAGAAUACAGAGAAAUGUGGCCAAAGCAUGGUACGAGGCGUCAACUAUGAUGGGUUAGGAACUCAUCCUUGGGUUGCCAGAAUAGGCUUUACAAAUAAAGACACUGGUAACGUAAGAUUUGCAUGCAGCGGGUCCAUCAUAUCGAAACGUAUUGUCCUCACCGCUGCUCAUUGCGCUCUCGCUAAGCCCGAGGGAUACAAGUUAUCAACAGUAGUAGUUGGAGAAUGGGAUAUCGGCCGCAGCCCCGACUGCAACGACUUCUUCUGCGCACCCCCCACUCAAGCAAUCAAAGUACAAGAAGUGAUUGUCCAUCCUGGUUACGAGCAGAAGAUAUUCAGACACGACAUAGCGCUUAUAAUGCUUAAGGAUGAAAUUAAGUAUUCAGUGACAGCAGCGCCGAUCUGCCUCAACGAUAAGCCGGAAAUCGUGAUCAAAGAACGAGCCUCGCUAGUCGGAUGGGGAAAACUGUCCGGACAAACUAAUGUGGUUAGCCGCCAACAAUUACUAGAAGUUCCCAUGCUUCCUUUAGAAAAUUGCGAGCAAGUAUUCGGGGAAUCAGUGCCGGUGCAUGAGGGACAACUGUGCGCCGGGGGCGAGGAGGGGAAAGACGCGUGCUCCGGCUUCGGAGGAGCGCCUUUACUGCUCAAGCGAGAUGGGAAAUAUGUUCAAUUGGGAAUAGUAUCUUUCGGUUCAGAAAACUGCGGCAGUGAAGGAAUCCCUAGUGUUUAUACGAAUAUAGCCCACUACUACCGCUGGAUUGUAGAGAAUACUCCGCUUAUACAAUGAAUAAUAAAUGGCAUAUAAAAAACGUAA
Messenger RNA from Manduca sexta (tobacco hornworm), 1308 nucleotides. RefSeq names its product CLIP domain-containing serine protease 14D. Lineage: Eukaryota; Metazoa; Arthropoda; Insecta; Lepidoptera; Sphingidae. Gene Ontology annotation, molecular function: serine-type endopeptidase activity. Bases 178 to 1281 code for a protein of 367 amino acids. The record is from RefSeq and is a predicted model, not a curated record. Gene Ontology annotation, biological process: proteolysis. The transcript is spliced from 9 exons.